UAUAACCUGGAUGGUUGUGGGCCUGACUGAAUCUGUCAUCAUAACAGCUCUGAAUUCUUUGACAGUGAUUGCGUUUUGUAGAGACCGUAAUCUUCGUAAACGAUCAACGUACUUUGUGAUAAGCUUAGCAGUUGCAGACAUGUUAUCCGGGGGAAGUUCUGCACUCAACUUCUUCGAUGAUGUUGGAGAGACAUGGAACCUUUGGAGGCACAAUAGAGCGUAUUGGUAUAUACCUCAGGUGUUCAUCCUCUGGUUUCCCGUUUGUUCGCUAACAAAUAUGACUGUUAUUUCUCUAGAACGCCUGAAUGCAACGUUUUGGCCCUUCAGACAUCACACGAUCAAAAAGUCAGUCUACUGGGUUCUUAUAAUCGCCAUCUGGUUGACAACACUACUCUUUUGUGCGUUAACAAUGAAAUAUCACCAUGCAUAUAAAGAGGAUUAUUAUCACUACGCUUGGGGUUCAUUCAUCUCAAUUUGUCUUUUGGUCAUUUGUGUUUCUUACGUUUUUAUUUUUGUCAAGCUUCGCUUUGGAAAUCAGCCUCGACACCAUGGCGCGGCAAAUAGGGAAAGGAAACUGACCGUGACGUUGUUCACCGUGACUUCUCUCUCUCUUCUAUUGUGGCUGCCUUAUCUUACAGCUAGUUUUCUGUUUUUUGCCGCUAACGUUUUAAGUUCAUUAUCUGAAACAGCGCUUUUCCAUUUAGAACGUGGUUCAGUGAUCUUGUUUUACGCAAACUGUUUUUUAAAUCCGAUAUUGUAUACUAUGAGAAUGCCAGGCUUUAGGCGAGCUUUAAAGUUAUUAUGUCGCCAACGACCUCAGGCACACAGACAGGUUGAGAUCAUUCCCCUCGGUGAGAUUAACCCACAAAUUUGA
Messenger RNA from Pocillopora damicornis (cauliflower coral), 874 nucleotides. RefSeq names its product adenosine receptor A3. Lineage: Eukaryota; Metazoa; Cnidaria; Anthozoa; Scleractinia; Pocilloporidae. Gene Ontology annotation, cellular component: plasma membrane. Gene Ontology annotation, biological process: G protein-coupled receptor signaling pathway. The record is from RefSeq and is a predicted model, not a curated record. Gene Ontology annotation, molecular function: G protein-coupled receptor activity.